GUCCAAUGACGGUGCUAUCCUGAAUAUUGCCGGGCCCAACGGAAUUUGCUCAGUUCGACUUUUUUGAUGGGUGACGAUGAGGCAAAACCAAAUGCACUUGCUGCUGACCGUCUGUAAGCAGCAGACGCCCGUCUCCAACGGACUUAGCACUGGAUGACCUGAAUCAUGGGUGUGCCUCGGUCCAGCCAUGCCCCUGGUGCCACGAUGUGGCUCCCGCCUCAUCCACAUUGCCUGGAAGCCUGCAAGCCGGUUGACGGUCGUUCUCAGCAGAUCUUCGGAGACAAUUUGGCCCCACCACAUGGCAAAACGACGCAGAGAGAAUCAGCACCACUUUUCUGCUGAAUUUCUAAGCAGUUCCCUGGGUUACCCCGACCUGGGUGGGAGGAUGUAAAUAUAAAUGCCAGCGAGGACCCGCGGGGAAUCAAAAGUCCAGACAAUCAGACAAUCGUCAUCUCACACAUCUCAUCACACCAUUCGCAAUGGCUUCCACCGAUUACAAGUUUGAGGGCUGGAUGGCUCUCGAGCCCAAGGCCGCCGAGGGCAACAUGGUCUGGCAGGAGUUCGAGCCCAAGCCCUGGGAGGAGACCGAUAUCGACAUCAAGAUCACCCACUGCGGUAUCUGCGGCUCUGACAUGCACACCUUGAGAAGCGGCUGGGGUCCCACCAACUACCCUUGCUGUGUCGGUCACGAGAUCGUCGGUGUUGCCGUCCGCGUUGGCUCCAAGGUCGAGGGCGGAAUCAAGGUCGGAGACCGUGUCGGUGUUGGUGCUCAGAGCGAGUCCUGCAUGGGCCGCAACGGCGACUGUGAGGCUUGUGCCUCUGGUCUCGAGCAGUACUGCCCCAAGUCCAUGGUCGGCACGUACAACGGCGUGUACGCCAACGGCGGCAAGUCGUAUGGUGGAUAUGCCACCUACAACCGGGUUCCUUCCCGGUUCGCUGUCAAGAUCCCCGACGCCAUCCCCUCCGCCGUCGCUGCUCCCAUGCUUUGCGGUGGUAUCACCACUUACUCCCCCCUGAAGCACUUCGGCUGCGGUCCCGGCAAGCGCGUCGGUAUCAUCGGUGUCGGUGGUCUCGGCCACUUCGGUAUCAUGUUCGCCAAGGCCCUCGGUGCUGACAAGGUCGUCGCUAUCUCCCGCAAGGGCAACAAGAGAGAGGAUGCUCUGAAGCUCGGAGCCGAUGCCUACAUCGCUACCGACGAGGACUCCGAGUGGGCCCAGAAGAACUCCCGCUCUCUCGACUUGAUCAUCUCCACCGUUUCUUCCUCCAAGAUGCCCAUCACCGACUACGUCCAGCUGCUCGACCGCGACGGUGCUUUCGUUCAGCUCGGUGUCCCCGAGGAUGGUUCCCUCUCUAUCCCCGCCCCUGCUCUGAUCUUCAAGCGCGUCAAGUUCAGCGGCUCCCUCAUCGGCUCUCCUAGCGAGAUCGGCGAGAUGCUCCAGUUGGCCGCAGAGAAGAACGUCCGCACUUGGGUCGAGGAGCGUCCCAUGAAGGAUGCCAACACUGCCAUCGUCGAUAUGGAUGCUGGCAAGGCCAGAUUCCGUUACGUUCUCUGCAACGAGCAGUAG
This is a messenger RNA of Aspergillus fijiensis CBS 313.89, 1565 nucleotides long. RefSeq names its product NAD(P)-dependent alcohol dehydrogenase. The record is from RefSeq and is a predicted model, not a curated record. Lineage: Eukaryota; Fungi; Ascomycota; Eurotiomycetes; Eurotiales; Aspergillaceae. Gene Ontology annotation, molecular function: alcohol dehydrogenase (NADP+) activity; zinc ion binding. The coding region runs from base 480 to 1565 and encodes 361 amino acids. Gene Ontology annotation, biological process: alcohol metabolic process. The transcript has 3 exons.